This is a messenger RNA of Schistocerca americana (American grasshopper), 3034 nucleotides long. RefSeq names its product high affinity cAMP-specific and IBMX-insensitive 3',5'-cyclic phosphodiesterase 8A (gene Pde8). Gene Ontology annotation, biological process: phosphorelay signal transduction system; regulation of DNA-templated transcription; positive regulation of ERK1 and ERK2 cascade. The record is from RefSeq and is a predicted model, not a curated record. Bases 106 to 2781 code for a protein of 891 amino acids. The transcript has 19 exons. Gene Ontology annotation, molecular function: 3',5'-cyclic-nucleotide phosphodiesterase activity. Lineage: Eukaryota; Metazoa; Arthropoda; Insecta; Orthoptera; Acrididae.
GCUGCCGCCGCCACCGUCGCCACACUUGUUGCAUUCAUCCAGAAAGGCGUGCGAUGAGCACGACACACUGAGGGAGGCGCGCCGGCCGGCGUGGCAUGUGAGGGCAUGGGCUGCACGCCCAGCUCGCUGCAGCAGCGCUACCAUGGGGCCGACGCCAUGGACGUGAAGGCGGCCAACACCUCUCCCAGCGCAGGGGGCGGUACCAGUUCGCCUCGAACGUGGCGCUUCCGCAAGGGCCACGCGGACAAGGACAAGGACAAAGACAAGGACAAGACAGGUGCCGCUGCCGAAAAUGCCGACAAGCCCGUGGUCGUCACCAAGUACUUCAUCUCGCAGAGGUCAUCUUUGGAGCUCCGGUUUGGCUACCUCACCAAAACCAACAACCAAACUCCGCUAAAAGUGCUACUGGCGAUCGGCCGCGAUGACGCGCAGAGCGACACGUUGCGGUCGGCGGCGGAGCGCCUGGGCUACGACUGUCGCGUCGUGCGCAGCCGGGACGCUUGCGUCGAGUCGUUCCAGGCGGCGCCGCCAGAGGUCGUCAUCAUCGACUGCCGCUACCCACGCAACCUGGACGGCGAGGCUACUUGCAGGGCGAUAAGGAACAGAAAAUCCAGCCAGUACACGGUGAUAGUCGCCCUCGUUCGAAGGAGCACGGCGGAAAAGGAAGAGGCAGCCGUCAUCCCGUACCUGAACGCCGGCUUUAACAGGUGGCUGCUGGAGUCGACGAGCGCGGGCCUAUGCAUGAGCGAGCUGCUGCAGCUGGAGCACAGCGACGUGGCGCCGCGCCUCCAGCUGGCCGCCGCGCAGGCGCUCUUCGUCGCCGUGGAGCGCAGCCGCGACGCCAUACACAUCACCGACAGCAGCCACACCAUACAGUACGUGAAUCGCGCCGGCGAGAAGAUAUCGGGCUACAGCCAGCGCGAGCUGCUGGGGCGGAACGUGCUGGAGCUGAACCAGAUGGAGGGCAAGGAGCUGAUGUUCCAGCAGCUGAGCCGCGGCCGCGAGUGGGAGGGCACGGUGGCGUGGCCGCGCAAGGGCCCGGCCGCCGCCUCCGCCUCCACCGCCGCCAUCACCGCCCCCAUCGCCACCCCCACCGCUGGCAGCGCCGGCGGCGAGACCACCGCCGCAGCCAACCCGCCUCCCGUGCCACUCGCCUGCCGCGUGCUGCCCGUCGCCGUCACCGGCAGACCACCGUCGCACUUCGUGUUUAUCCACGAGGUGCCUGGCCCCGGGAUGGGGAAGCGAGCCUCCGACUCUGGCUCGGCGUACCCCACGCAGCGCGGCAGCCUGCACUCCGUGAGGCGCAACUCCUACGACAUCCGCUCCGUCUCCAGCGACGGAAUUAGGCGGCAGAGCAUCGCCAAACUGCACAACCUGUCGAUCGAGGCGCCAAUCACCAAGGUCAUCUCUCUCAUCGCCACCGCGCAGGAGACGUCCUCACCGGAAGUGGUCCACAUGCUUGAUAAGGUGGUGGACAUCCUGCGCACCACCGAGCUCUACUCGCCCGUCAUGAAGGAGGACAAGGUGCGGCCGGGAGACCCCGUCACCAGCGACCUCAUCUCUGCAUUGCUGUCCGGCAGCGCGACUCCGGUGAACGUGACGCGGCGAAGCUCCAACGACUCGGCCGUUUCGCGCGGCGCUUCGAGCGGCGGUCUGCGGGCCACGGUACGCGCGGGCAAGAUGUCCGCCCAGCUGCGAGAGGUGCUCGACAUGGCCCUCCUCUGGGAGUUCAACGUCUUCAAGCUCGAGAAGCUCUCCGCAAACAGGCCGCUGGUAUACUUGGGCAUGAAUCUGAUGACGCACUUCGAGGUGCCGCAGACGCUGGGCUGCGACGAAGCGACCCUGCACAACUGGCUCACCAUCAUCGAGAUCAACUACCACACGACCAACACGUACCACAACUCGACGCACGCGGCCGACGUCCUGCAGGCGUGCGCCAACUUCCUGGAUCGCGAGCGGCUGCGCCAACUUCUGGAGCCGCUCGACGAAGCCACCUGCCUCAUCGCCGCCGCCGCACACGACGUCGACCACCCGGGCAAGUCCAGUGCAUUCCUGUGCAAUGCAGGCAACCCAUUGGCCAUCCUGUACAAUGACAUGUGCGUUCUGGAGUCACACCAUGCGGCGCUCACCUUCAAACUCACCCUGUCUGACGACAGGGUGAAUAUCUUCAAAGGACUGGAACGUGACAUGUACAAACGAGCUCGUCAGAGUGUCAUAGACAUGAUCCUAGCUACGGACAUGACAAAGCAUUUUGAACAUCUAGCCAAGUUUGUCAACGUAUUUGCCAAACCUACCACUCGUGAUGAAGACCCAGCGACAGAGGUGGGUUCCGAUUCAGCUGAUAUGAACAAUUUCUUGACGGCACCAGAAAAUAUUGCAGUUGUAAAACGCAUGCUGAUAAAGUGUGCAGAUGUGAGCAAUCCAGCAAGACCACUGAGGCUCUGUGUUGAGUGGGCUCGCAGGAUAGCAGAAGAAUAUUUCAGCCAGACUGAUGAAGAAAAGGCAGCCAACCUUCCAGUAAUGAUGCCUAUGUUUGACAGAACUACUUGUUCUAUACCCAAGUCACAGAUAGGUUUCAUGGAUUUCAUAAUCAAUGACAUGUUUGAAGCAUGGGAAGCUUUCAUUGAGAUGCCUGAGCUGAUGAACUACAUUGAAACAAACUACCGAUUCUGGCAAGAAAAAGAAGCGCAGGGUGUAACAACAAUUGCUGAUCUGAAAAUGGAGCCUUGUUCUAUUGAUCUUGUAGAAGAGGAUGGAGAAGGCUCAGUUUCAGCAUCAUAGACCUCUGUUCUUCACGUUGCUCUUCACUGUCAUAUUCAUUGAGCAUGUUGUCCUAAGUAACAACACAAGUUUCAUAUACCAAAUCCGUCAUCAGUGUUUAUAAUGUGUUUAUUGUCUAUUGUAGAUAAGUGUUUUAUAUGAACUUCAAGACAUUUCUGUGAGAAAAUGCAACAAGUGUGUGAAAAUAAUGAAUGGAUUCAACAGAUAUGUAUCUUUGAUGUGCUAUGAACUGAAUAUAGCCAUAUUGUUUUAA